AAACAUAGUAGCCAUGGAACAAGACGGACGCAAAAAAAUUGCUCGCGUCAAAUUGUUCCAUAAAAGUGUGAAAUUUUUGUUAUAAUCCAAACUGAAAACCAAAAAUUGAAAUUGUAGUGAAGUGGUUCAGCAGGAAUAUUAAGGACGUAUCAUCCAAUUGAAGAUUUGUAAAAACCCGAGAUCCAGAGCAAAUGUUUAUGAACUGCGUGUUCAGAUCAACCCGGACCAAUGAUGGCCGACAGAAAAGGAAGAUUCAUGUGCCACGUUCAUCGGAAGCAGCACUGUUAAGACGAUGCGGCUUAAAGAGGGAAAGCGGCUAAAGCUGAUAAGCAAUGAAGAGUUCAAGUUGAACGUCCGAUGGCUGACGCACGCCUAGGCAUUGACGCACUUCUUCUCGGCGACCGGAAAGAGCAAGCGGUGUUUCUUCAGACUACCGUAGAUGAUGAAUCCGUUUCAAAAUUGAUUGAAGUAAAUCCUAUCGAACGGGCUACUAUAUUUUCGGAUGAAAUACGACCGUCGGAUCCACGCAAUGUUGGACCAUGUGGAGGGUUCAGUAUGCAGUAUGCCUGUAUGUGCGAUUUUCAUGCUGUUCAAUAUAGGGAAGAAGUCGCUUGGGAUAUCGAUACUAUUUAUCUAUCGCAUGAUAAUCGUAUACUGAAUUUGAGAGAUUUCGACCAUCUCGAGCAGAAGGAUUUAACAGCAAUAGUAUCAGCACUAGAGUAUAAUACAUUUUUUAGAGGUUUGAAAAUUACCAAUACGCGCCUGUCGAUAGAAACACUGGAAAGGAUAUUGCACGUAUUAAAACGAUCCAUGUGGUUAGAGGAGCUACAUCUUGAGGCACUGGGUCUACGGUCGGAUUUCAUACACAAACUUUCGAUUGCUGUUAUUUCAAAUCCGAAUCCUGCACUACGGUCAAUUGAUUUAAGUCAUAACAUGAUAGAGGAUAAAGGUGCUGGACAUUUUGCGGGCCCAAUCGCAAAAAUAUCUAAAGGUGUAUCAAAAUUGUCACUCUCACAUUGUGGUUUAACUUCCAAAGGUGUUAAUCAGAUAGCUCAAUCGCUUUCACUAAACCAAAACGUUUCCAAUUCAUUGGUUUUUCUUGACUUGAGUGGUAACAAUUUGAAGGAUGAUGUAAAUAACUUGUAUAAUUUUUUGGCGCAACCCAAUGUUAUAGAAUAUUUGGACAUUUCUAGAACAGAUACAACACUAGAAAGUUUAUUUGGUGCUUUACUACGAGGAUGCUCAACUCAUCUUUUACAUUUGAACGUGGCACACAACUCAUUCAACACUAAAAAAGGAAAAGAAAUCCCGCCAUCAUUUAAACAAUUCUUUACUAGCAGCCUGAAUUUGAAACACCUCAACAUUUCUAAUUGUAAACUACCAUUGGAAGCUUUGAAACAUCUUUUGCUGGGUUUUGCUUGCAACGAAUCAACAGCUGGUCUAUAUUUAGACCUAAGUUGUAACUCACUGAGUUCUCAAGGCGCACAUGUUUUAGAAUCAUGUAUUCACGGCGUACGGGUUCUUUCAAGCUUAGAUAUAAGUGAUAAUAAUCUCGAUUUAGAGAUGGCUUCCGUACUCACUGCCAUUGGAAAAAAUCCAUCAAUAAAGGUGCUACACAUGAGUAAAUGUUUCAACGGAAUGAAAAUAAAGCAUAUUUCUACUGUUAUGGAGGCUCUUGUAAAUUUGAUCCAGAAGGACGAUUUCCAGUUGCAAGAGCUUGUUCUAUCGGAAAACAAACUCAAAAACGAUUUACACAAUUUUAUCAAUGCACUAGGAAGCAAUCAAAGCCUACAAAUGCUAGAUAUAACUGGAAACCUGAUGGGCGAUAUCGGUGCCCGGCUUCUGGCAAAGGCGCUCCAGAUUAAUAACAGGCUAAAAACAAUAUGUAUGGAUCGCAACAGCAUAACAUUACAAGGAUACGCUGACAUAGUGUAUGCGUUGGAGCAUAACUUUUCGAUGAGAAACAUUCCAUUUCCUGUAUUCGAUAUUACACCAUGUUUAAAACAGCAUCCUGAAAGAACAGACACACUCAUGCGGAAAAUGCAAGAACUACUGUCCCGAAAUGGCGAUGGGUCAAGGCGAGGAAAUGGUCAAGGAUUCAGAUUGCAGCAUGGUUUUCUUCUGUCGGCAACACAUCAAAUUUUAGAAAAGUUAGUGACGGAAACUCAAGAAGAAAUGUCAUUGCGGCAAGGAGGUGAAAAUAAUUUGACGAAACUUUUACAAGAUGCCGAAAAUUGUAAGCAGUUACUUCCAAAGCUGCAGGAUGCGGUACGAUGUGAUCCUCAUCACAUAGAAGUGCGAUUAAGCAAACUAAAACUAGAACUGCAUUCAGCUAUAAAACAUUAUCUGAAGGAAACAAUGGAAACCAUGUUACGAACGGGUAUUGAACAAUGUCCAAUAACACUUGGUAAUCAAGGAAUGUUAGCAGAGCUAAGAAAAGGCUGUGAAGAAAAAUUUGUUAUAUCCGAGGAGUUCCUGCAGAACUGUCUAGUAAAUAAUGCAGGUAGCGAGGUUAUGAAUCGAAUCAGUGAGUUAGAACAGUCAAUGGCUAGCCUUAUUUCCGACCGAGCUACUGAUGAAGUUUUAGAAGCGUUAACUCGUUACAAGAGAGGACUGCGUUUGUCCGAUUCACCACAUAGCUUCAUUGAAGACCUACAAACACCAGAAGCAACGAGAAGCCGCUCUAAUCAGGACUAUCAUGCAGUUGAUCAGUUUGAAACCCGAGGUUUAGAUUUACCCAAGCUGGGACUCGACUCUCCAACCAAGCUGGAAUAUUUAAAUCUCGCAACACCACAACUACAAUCAAAGCGCCGAUCCAUUGCACGGAAGGUGCGACCCCAAUCUGUCGUUGGGCUUGGCAUUGAAAAUCUAAGUCUUUCAAAUUUACCAGAUAUGCUAAAGAAUCCCUCGCCUGAACGCCAUUAUAGCAGAAGUAAACUAGGAUCUACUAAUGAACAAAAAGAUGAGGAAUGCUGCGACUCCAUAUCCGAAUUACCUAGUCAAUCAAUGACACUACAACAUUUAGUGAAAGGUCGACCAAAGCGAGCUAAAACUCGGGCAUCCAAAAAAACCGCUGCUAUUCAUAUUGCCGACCCAUCAACUGUUAAUGAAGGCAUCGAAGAAUUUUUCAGGCCUGCUUCGACCACGCCAUCAACGCUUACACCACUUGUGUCGCCAACUUCGGAAGAUUGUAGUUUACUCUCAUUUGCUGAUAGCCCCACGCUCAGUCGUGGUGAUGGUAGUCGUUUCAGUAAUGUGACAUCAGAAGAAACAACUCCAAUUCUUGAGGAGCGCAGAAUUAUCAAAUUAGAGAGGUCCUCCCCUGUAAUGAAAAACGUCAAUUGGUCUUCAAGGUCGCGUUCUUCAGAUAAUUUAGAGAAAGUUUCACCGUCAAUCAACGAAAAGUCUCCAACUAGUAAUUAUAUAGAAAACGCAAAAGAGAUGCCUGAUGCAUAUCCUGCCACAAUCAAUAGCAAAGAUAUGGGCAAGCAUAAAUCUCCAAGUAACGAGUCUGUUAAGAGCCAACAUUCCGAGCUUCAGAGGCCAGGAAAUGAUAUAAUAAAAACUCCAGUUCCGGCACAAAAACCUCGCCCUUGGUCAGUGCUUGGUCAUGAAUCAAAAAACGAUUUUGAAACAAAUGAUGCUACUGCAAUGACUCCCGAUGAUAUCAAUGAUGGGAUGGAUCUUGUAUUGAUAUCCGGGCAGACUCCAGGUGGUUCUAUUGUUGGCAUAACUCCAGGUGCAAUUGGAGGAGGAAGUAUUGUUGGCAUUACACCAGGCGCAGUAAUGGAGAAAAAGUCGGUCAGAGAUAUGGCGGCCAAUCUAAACAAACUAGGAGACCAGAUAUUUUUGAACAAACCCUGAUUCCAACUCCAAGAAUGAUUGGCAAGAACAAUUUCAAAAAUAUUCCAAUACAAGAAUCAAACAGAAUGUUUUACUGGAGAAUAUUGCGGAGAUUCCACCUGUUUAGAAUACUGCGCGGAAAUUAGUUGCGUGAAUUUUUCUUGCAUUGGGCCACAGAUAUAAAUAAACAGCUCGCGUCCUGGUGAAUCUUUUUCGCGGAGUUGUUGAGUACAAUGUUGGCGAUAGUUUUGCAUUGUAAACAAACAUUUAUAAUGCACCUACCCUGAAAAUGAGCUCAAUAAAUUGUUUGCGCCGGAAUCUAUAAAUCUCUACAACGGGCAAUACAAAAGCAUCAAAUCUAAUUGUACAGAUACCAUCAUCUAACGAUAUUGUUCGUGCAGUUGAAAAUCGGAAUUUUUGACACGCGAAAAUCGAUGUUUCUCCUAAACCGUGUGUCGGACGUACGUCCGGCACAGUGCGCUGGAUAGAGGGCCAGAUCCGCUGCCCUGCGCACUACGUCCGACGUGAGGUUUCACGUAUGGAUUUUGAGAAAAUGUGAUUGUCGGGUGUGGGGAAACUUCGGGUUUCAACCGCGACGACAAUAAAAUUUAAAAUUACUGUAAGGACGACUUGUCGUGGAACUAAAACCACAUAUCGGUAGCAGCUUCUACUUCAAGCAGCUCCAAUACUGCAAAUAAUAUUAAAUUAUUAUUACAUUGUUACAUAUCACGUAUUUUAUCUUACAGUGUAGUAGAUGUACGCCAGGACAGCCGAAUCUCCUAACCGGAGUUCUGUUCCUAUCUUCCGCACGGACUAAUGACACUGCCGAGUCAUAAAAUUAUCGCCACCGUCGGCCUUCGUGCGACCGUUUAUAUGUUCCACUCGUGCAUCAGGGUUACCAGCUCCGUUGGGAACCCCUGCGGCCGCAACAAUGACAAACGUCAGUCGUAAUUUGCCGGUGUGUGACACCCGUCAACCUGACAAGGCAUAAAUAGAAAGUGUUUGGAUGACUAGCGAUAAAUUUGGACUUGCUCGGAAUUGUGAUUAUUAAAUUUGUUAUAUUGCAGAGAAUAUAAGCAUUAGUGUUUGCCAGCUUAGUUAGUAACAGUUACGAUCAAAUAAGAAAUUAUAUUUUCUUUAUAAUGACUACCUUAUGUAACCCGAUAACACUAUGUAGGUAAUACUGACCAGUAUAGAUCGCGCGGGCAAUAUCGUAAACUAAAGAAUACGAUUGAGUUCCGUAAGUCAACAUUGGUCAUAGUCUACAUCAGUGUUUCCCAAACUUUUAGGAGGUUUCGCCCCCUUGGAGCUUGCGAAAAACAUUUUACCCCCUAUGUGAGAUUUAUUUUUCCAUGAUAAAAGGCUGAAAAUUUGCUAAAUGGAAGCCUUUGAAAGUCCACUUUUCGACGCUACUGUGGAAUUGGUAAUUAAUGUCUCUUAAUUAGUAUCGCUCUCAUUUUCAUUAAGUUACUUUCCAAAUGCAUUGAUUGUCUGCAUUUGAGAAAAAAAAAACUAUUAUUGCAUGUAAAAACGAACGCUCGUUUAGCCUCAACCAGAUGUUUUACCAGUGUUCUAAAAGGGGUUUAUCAACACCCGAGAUGUUUGGUCACAAGUACUCAAAUCAGACUGGUGGGGAAUUAAAAAAAAACAAUUGAGGGCGUUAGAAGCAAAGGGGUGUAAAUGUCAAGAACACACUUUCGUGUAAGUUAGUUUUUGACCAAUUUUUCAUCAUUUGUAUGGAGUUUCAAAAUCAACCCAGUUUUCGCUGAUUUAUUGUAAUUUUUCCAAACAUCAUAGAAACAAUCUCAAAAAAAGUUCCUGAAAGCUUGAAAUCUGAUGAGUUUUAUGAUAUGAUCAGCUCAAAAUCAAUAAAAUGGUCACUUACAUCCCUUUGAUUCUGGGCCCCUCAAUUACAAGAAUAUCUUUUAUGCUAAAAGUGCAACUCAAGAACGUAUUGGUGUAUUUUUGAAUGUAGCCAGCUUUGCUUAGUAAUUCAAAAUGAAAUGAAUUGACAAGCUUCCUAUAUUUCGGAGAACUUUCUAACCUUCCGUAACUCGCGCGGUUGACUACCUGCGUCAGCACCACGCUAAUGCUGAGUACAAAAAGCGAGAUUUUUUUAACGUGUUGUACAAAAUACAACAGCGCGAUCGCUCGAGGGUUAAUGGCAAGUAAGCAAACAUUACAUGGCUUUGAAGGAAUUUAACACUGAAUUUGAGGAAAAAAAAAUCAAAAUAGCUUCUAGCAUAAGUUACGUUAGGAAUUCCUUCGGGUAGCUUCUCUGAAAUAUUUCUAAACAAUGUGUGACGACUUUUAUCUGAAAAGUGUUCUGUAAUCUUAAACUUCAUGUUUGUGGUUAAAAUUUUCAUGAAAAACAAACCGCACAUAAAUUUAAACAAAAACUUUUUUAUCAAAUAGAAAUAAACCCACUUUCAAUAAACACUUUCAUAAUUUUUACAGAAUCAGGAUUUUUUGCCAUGGGAGUUUAUUAUUGAUUGGAUCUCCAGAAUCACUAGAAAUUCUUUCGGAAAUUCGUUUUGCAAUUGUCUAUUUUUCUUAGAAUUUUGCCAAAAAGUCCACAUAAACAUCGAAAAUUCUGUUCAUUCAAUCGAUUUCGAAACAGACAUUUUUCAAGAAUCCUAGAAACAAAAAAUCUUGAAAUGUUAGGGAGCUUUAAUGAUUCAGUUGACAUUCAAUACAAUACAUUUCAAAACGUUUGAUUAAUAAAUAAAAUUAAUAAAAAAAUCGCCCCCUUUUUAGUAUUUUCGCCCCCCAAUUUUGGUUUUUCAAAUUUUCGCCCCCUUCGACCUGGUUUUCGCCCCCUAGGGGGCGAUUUCGCCCACUUUGGGAAUCACCGGUCUACAUGUACACUAAAUUUAACGUAUUUAAACAGUCUUACGUAUACUUGAGUUUCGGAUCUCAAAAAUGGACUUCAUGUCCAACAGGCACUGUCUCUAGACUCAAGAUUGACAUCGUUCUUUAUUUGGC
Molecule: messenger RNA, 6828 nt
Organism: Aedes albopictus (Asian tiger mosquito)
Lineage: Eukaryota; Metazoa; Arthropoda; Insecta; Diptera; Culicidae
Gene: LRR
Product: F-actin-uncapping protein LRRC16A
Exons: 15
Coding region: 358-3864 (1168 amino acids)
Biological process (GO): cell migration; regulation of Arp2/3 complex-mediated actin nucleation
Cellular component (GO): lamellipodium; plasma membrane
Molecular function (GO): protein binding
Source: RefSeq, a predicted model, not a curated record